This is a messenger RNA of Rotaria sp. Silwood1, 875 nucleotides long. NCBI's taxonomy places the organism in Eukaryota, Metazoa, Rotifera, Eurotatoria, Philodinida, Philodinidae. The record is from the annotation of a GenBank genome assembly.
AUGAAUUUGAUAAAUAUUGCGAAACAUCUUCUCCAUUUAACACAAUUGGAAUUUUGCUCUGAAGACUCACCAACAAGUGCUGAUGAAAUUUUUGCUUCACAACAAUUAUUCGAAAUUUUAAAGACAUUUAAAGAUGAUUACUUUCAUGAAUUAUAUACUUAUCAAAGUCUCGAUUUUCAUGAUGAAUAUGAUGAAAUUACGGAUGAAGAAGAAAGUACUGAUGAAGAAGAAUCAACUGAUGAAGAAAAUAUUGGUGACUAUGAUGAAAAUGAAUCAUUGGAGAUUCAGACUAAUUUUACAUUAGAAGAGAUGGAAAAGAUAGUGGAAUGGGUUGAUGAACAUCCAAAUUAUAAAUUUGCAUCUAUUAAGAAUAGAUUUCGAAAAGUCAAACAUAUGUAUUAUAUUGCAAGAUUUAGAGAAUAUAUUAAAAAGAACGGCACAAGAUUAGAAAAAGUAAAAAACAUCAAAGAAUUUAUGUGGAAUCAAUUUUAUGUGAAAAGAGCAAUUGAAAAAGAAGCAAUUCAUGAUAUUGAUUUAGAUCUUUUUGCAAUCCAAAAAGCAAGAGAACUAAAUUGGAAAAAUUUCAAAGCAAGUAACAUAUUUAUCAAGGACUUCAAGAAAGAACAUCGAAUAUCAUCAAGAAGAUGCAACAAACUUAUUACUCGAGUUUCUUCAACCAGAAAAAAAUGCGGUUUGAAAGGUAUAUAUGUUCUUAUUUGAGAUCUAAUCUGUUUAUAUUAAUGCGAUAUAUAUGUGUAUUUUAGAUGCUUACGAUUGGAUUGAAAAUCAAAGAUUUUUAAAUUCUAAUUAUUCUUCUCAUCAAAUUUAAAACAGUGACCAUUGUUCAUUUCAACAAGAAUAUGUUUCUCCUAGAA